Fonsecaea erecta is the source of this 1635-nucleotide messenger RNA. RefSeq lists its product as hypothetical. NCBI's taxonomy places the organism in Eukaryota, Fungi, Ascomycota, Eurotiomycetes, Chaetothyriales, Herpotrichiellaceae. The transcript has a single exon. Bases 1 to 1635 code for a protein of 544 amino acids. The record is from RefSeq and is a predicted model, not a curated record.
AUGGUUGCAAUUCAAGAGCUAGGUCUGCAAUAUCUGUGGGUCGACUACGUCUGUGUCGAUCAGCACGACCACUCAUCAAAGCAUGAACAGAUCAGAAUCAUGGGCAGCAUUUAUGGCGGUGCAUAUGUGACAUUGGUUGUUCCUCAUAGCAAAUCUGCCGUAGAGGGAAUACCGCGUGUAGGAGAGUCUGCCGCAUUUGUUCACCAAGCACAUGUCAGUAUCGGCCGAGGCAAUGAGAUUGUCUCGCGUCUACCAUCCUUAAGGACCGAGAUGGGAAGCUCUCCCCAUGCACAACGUGCUUGGACUUAUCAGGAGAUACUCCUUUCCCGGCGUAAGCUAAUUUUCACAAAACAUCAAGUCCACUUUAGCUGCCGGAAGAUGAUGCAGUGCGAGUCUAUAUUCGAGAAUGGCCGAUUUGACGAUGAAGAGGCUAGUGGAGGCUUUGGUAUGGACAACGCGGCCACCAAAAUAUUGGAUGGAACAUCGGAAAACUCAGAUUGGCGUGGUAUAUAUGACAAAAUGGUUCUUGAAUAUGCCGUUCGGAAGAUGUCGUUCGAGAAUGAUGCCUUAAAUGCCAUCUCCGGUAUCUUGUCACGCCUUCAGCGUACGAUAUACCCCAAAGGUUUUGCAUAUGGAUUGCCCCGAGACGAAUUUCGGAAAAGGCUCUGCUGGAUCCAGCAAAGCGACAGGUUUGAAUACGAUGAACAAUCUCUCAAGCGACGCUUUGGUUUCCCUAGCUGGUCCUGGCUUGGAUGGGUGUGGGAGAUGGAAUCUUCACCUAGCUGGUGGUAUGAGCACGAUGACAAGACCAACUACUGUCCAUAUUGCUGUUUGAUUCAGCCACCCCUGCUCAUCCGACUUGGGCCGGAUGAUGAGGUCGACUGUGCGAAUGACAACGUCUGUGAGACGACUAGAACUGUGUUCACGGGCCGGGAUGCAAUACGAAGAAUGCAAUUCCUCCAGCAUCUGUACCAAACAGGCAGGAUGAAAGGCAACACUGAAAAACGCCGAUUCGACCCGUUUACUGAAGUAUGUGAAACUAUGGUCCAGGUAUUUGCCUUCCUUCGGUCUCUGCAUCGGUCGGACAGGAUGCCUGGUGGCAAUACGCAAAGGCAAGUCGAUGGUUUGGCCGAAAUAUGUGGAGUCAUCGUCCAGAUAUCUGUUAUUUUGAGGCAGCGAGCAGGCAAGAGAUACAAUUUCACCGACGGAUUCCAGGUACUGCCUCACGUGUAUGACAGCCUCAAUCUGAAAGACUGUGAAGCAAGAGCUCGAGCUCCUAGACUCCGCGCAUAUCUUGACGGUCCCAUCCGCGACGUGGUGUCUCAGCAAGACGUCUGCACGGAGGUGGACUGCCUUUUAGUGGCAUGGAGGGUCGGUGUUAAGGCUCAAGCAGACGGGUGCCCGGUGUUUGAUGAUUCUGAUUCUGACAUGGCUGAACUUGCUGAGCAGUUAAGGGAGAUGGACACGGCAGCCCCGGAGUCUUCGAGACGCGUGGAAUUGUCUUUGUUGCUCUUGAAGUGGCGAGAUGGGGUGGCAUAUCGGGCUGGCUUCGUCACGCUCACGCUCGAUGCGGAGGAACUGUUCAGGAAUCUGGAGCACUUGAAUCCGGUAUGGACACGUUUCGUUAUGGGUUGA